Molecule: messenger RNA, 210 nt
Organism: Penicillium lagena
Lineage: Eukaryota; Fungi; Ascomycota; Eurotiomycetes; Eurotiales; Aspergillaceae
Exons: 1
Coding region: 1-210 (69 amino acids)
Source: RefSeq, a predicted model, not a curated record
AUGGAUCACAGGCAUGGCCACCGGGGAUGGGAGAGGAGCAGCGUCGAGGAGAAUAGGAGCACCGCAGGCGUCGCAGAAACGUCCUCGCGCCUGCUGCCCGGGGGGACGGGGUCGAAUCCCACGGAUCCGUCCGACGAGAACAUACCCCUCCCCGUCUUCAUCUCUGGGGAUGGCGGAGAAAUACCCGUACACCCGUAUUACCAAGAAUAA